CUGUAAUUAAGCUAGACAAGCAAGACUCGAUUUUGUUUCAAGGGAAACCCCUCUAAUCUAUUCAUAAUCACACGUCCAUACACAAAACUCAGAUUUGCAACACCAUUUGCCCCUAUAACCUCUGAAAUCCAAUUACAUUGUGCCAACACAUGAUUUUUGGCUAUAAAACGAGCUCUUUAGCUCUGGCAAAAAGGAGGGCAGAACCAAAAAAAAAAACAUUCCCUGAACCUUUUCUUCUCUGUCACUUCCUUCCUUCUGCUGUUCGGCUCCUUCUUCCUCAAAAUUCCAAACAAAAAAGAGGAACACACAGACAACAAGAAAAACUCCCCUGACUCUCUUCCUUUACCUGACACCUUCUUCUUCCUUCUUCUUUUUCUUUUCUGAUCAAAAGACAAGACAACCGAAAAUUCUGCAAAAACCACUCCCUUCUUUCUUCAUCCCCACCUUCCCGUCUCUGAACAAACAGAGCGAAGAGCAAAAACCCUGCAAAAUUCUCAGAUUCUUCUCAGCCACAAAAACACAUACAAACAGAGAGCAAAAGCCAAAAAGAGAACAGGCAGUGGAAAGAAAACCCUCCAUGCUUCCUCUCUUUCAUUAGAUAAAAAAUAAAACGACAACACAACAACUUUCGUUUCCCAUUCCUACAGCAAAUAACCAUCCCACAAUCACCAAAAGCCACACAGAAAAGAGGAAAACACAACAGAUUCCUUUUCACUUAAUUGUUCUUUAGCCACACAAAGAAGAAAAACACAACAAAAAGCAGCAAAACCAGGAAAGGAGGAGACGACGCAAAGACAGCAGCAAGAAGUUUGGAGGAAAGGCCAGAAUCACCAUCAAGCUACAAGAAAAGGAACCUCGCAGGCUUUUUCUAUUUGCUCAGAGAACCAGACAGGCAGUUCUAAGAAAUGGAGAAAAUCAGUUGCACCAAGGUUGUUCUUCCAGGCGAGUCCGAGGAGAAAUCAAGUGGCAAGAUUGGGUACAAGAUUGUCAGCAGAGGGAUCAAAUGUGAGAAGCUGAGGAACCUGAUUAUCAGAGCAGUGAAAGCCCACAAGUCGAAUUCGAGUAAUCCUGCUUCUUCUACACCUGGAGAAUCUAGGUUCUGGACAAUAGGAAUCACACUGCUACUGAUUGUGAUGUGGGCUUGUGGAAUGCAGUCAAUGGCUUUCCAUAAUGCCAAGUGGCCAGCCACCGCGAAAUUUCAAUUUGCCCAUCCUGCUGUUCUUAUACCUGAAAGAGUUUACCGCAACAAUGGAUAUCUGACCGUGUCAUCCAAUGGAGGAUUGAAUCAAAUGCGAUCAGGAAUUUCAGACAUGGUUACUAUAGCAAGAUUCUUAAACCUGACACUUGUUGUUCCUGAACUGGACAACACCUCAUUUUGGCAAGAUAACAGUCAGUUUGGGGACAUAUUUGAUGUGGAUCACUUCAUUGAUUCCUUGAGAGAUGAACUCAGGAUUGUGAAAGAGUUGCCCCCAACCCAGAAGGAAAAACUAAAGACUCAACCACUGUAUCAAAUGGCAACUCGUAGCUGGGGUAACAUGUCCUAUUACUAUCGCACGGUUAGUUUUAUUGGUUUUUUCAAUUUUAACAGUCCAACCUUCCCAUACUUGCGACAAGAACAGGUUCUGCCAGUCUUCAAAAAGUUUGGAAUAGUCCAUUUCUUGAAGACUGAUGCUAGACUCUCAAACAAUGAGCCUCUUGAGAAUGUUCAGAAGAUGCGGUGCAGGGUUAACUAUGAAGGUCUAAGGUUCACUCCACACAUAGAGAAGAUAGGGAAGAAGGUUGUGAGCAUCUUGAGGAAGAAAGGUCCCUUCUUGGCUCUUCAUCUUAGAUUCGAAAAGGAUAUGUUGGCAUUCACUGGUUGCACCGAAGAGCUUGAUAAGGAAGAAGUAAAAGAGCUUACCUCAAUGAGGUAUGCAUGUCCAUGGUGGAAGGAGAAGGAGAUAAACUCAACACAUAAAAGGGAAGAAGGGCUAUGUCCAUUGACUCCAGGGGAAGUUGGACUUGCACUGAAAGCACUUGACAUAGAUCCGGAGAUCCAAGUCUACAUUGCUGCUGGAGAGAUAUAUGGAAAGGACAAAAGACUCGACGAUCUUAGAGCUUUCUAUCCGAAUCUGGUGAAAAAGGAAACAUUGCUACCAAGCGCAGAUAUGGGAGAGAUUAGGUACCACUCAAACAGGAUGGCAGCAGUGGAUUAUAUUGUGUCAUUGGCUAGCGACACUUUUGCUCCAAGCUAUGAUGGUCACAUGGCCAAAGUUGUGGAAGGCCACCGCCGGUAUCUGGGAUACAAGACGACUAUACGUCUGGAUAGAAAGGUUCUGGUGGCACUGAUAGACAGGUACAGAAGUGGGAAAAUGAAGUGGGAUGAGUUUUCUGAUUUAGUGAAGAAAACUCACAGUGGGCUAAUGGGUGGACCUAUUGAGAGACUAAAGAUCCCUGGCAAGCCUAAAGAAGAGGAUUACUUCUACUUAAAUCCCGAGGAAUGCUUGCCAAAAAUUGAUCCUUCUUUAAGGGGUUUAAGGUCAGACAAGACAAAGCAUUAGAAGCUCCCCACUUUUCUGAUAAAAGAGACCUGGAAGCUGUGUUCUUUUUUUCUUUUUUACUGUUACAGUUAGAAAACAUCAUUUGUCAAAGUGGUUAUGCAGUACAUAUAUAUUGGAAUAUAAAAGCCUUGAUUUGACAUUCACUGUUCAUAAAAGUCUUAGUUCUAAGUUUACCAUUAAGCAGUAAAACCAUAAAUAACUUCACUUUUAGUUUGAAAUAUUUUGCAUAAUUUCCUUAUUU
Messenger RNA from Linum tenue, 2781 nucleotides. Lineage: Eukaryota; Viridiplantae; Streptophyta; Magnoliopsida; Malpighiales; Linaceae. The record is from the annotation of a GenBank genome assembly.